Wasmannia auropunctata (little fire ant) is the source of this 5798-nucleotide messenger RNA. Its product is annotated as amyloid beta A4 precursor protein-binding family B member 1-interacting protein. Gene Ontology annotation, biological process: signal transduction. The record is from RefSeq and is a predicted model, not a curated record. NCBI's taxonomy places the organism in Eukaryota, Metazoa, Arthropoda, Insecta, Hymenoptera, Formicidae. Bases 1400 to 4885 code for a protein of 1161 amino acids. The transcript is spliced from 10 exons.
UUGAGAGACACUGCGUAUCUGUGCCGAGCGCCACGCGACCGGGUCGUCCGGUCGGGCCGGGUGCCGGGUGUUGUUGAAAUCAACGUGGUGGGGUUCCUUCGACGAGCCUACAACCAGAGCCUUAUGCCUUCAGUCGACUCUCGGCUCUCACUGCGACUCGAGCUGGCUGAGAUUCCGUUAAUUGAGUAUCGAGCAGCCCGAAAACGCGCCUGGCUGCUUCAGGUGCGGGGCCAUCCCGUCGCAUUGAGCAGAAGAAUCAACAGCAGCAGCAGCAGUAGCAGCAACAACGAAAGAAAAGGAAGAGGAAGAAGAGAUUUCUCUACAGUUCUCCAAUUACAUCACACACUUGGCGACUCGAGGAAGUAAACCGUGUGAGAUCCGAUAGGAUCUUAUAGAAGAUAAAAAUUGCAUCGAAGAGGCUUAUUGAGAGGAAGUGAAGGGAAUCGAAGGAGUAGUGGGGAAGGAAGUAUUCUACUGCAAGUCCUCGAGCAGUGCGAUCGGGACUUGGCGUGAGUCGACAAUCUCUAACCGAUCGCGACUGGCCUAUAGUCCGGUUACUACUCCAGUCCGAGUCAGGUCGGUCACCUCAAUGAGUUUGGAGCUUACCGUGCGCUGCACGGUUCGUUAAUAACGUGGGUGGUUGCAAGAUCGAAAAAAAAGAUCCGAAGAGAGACACCGAAAGCCGAGUGGUCAGCAGCGAAAGCAAUAGAACGGACGGUCGAAGCAAGAGGGACCAGCCGAUUAACCAGGUUUGCAGAGGGUGCGGCCGGAGCCGGAAGGGUUAAAUAGAUGCAGGAAUCUGCAAACGGCGCCGUCGUACUCUACCGAGAAAAAACAUCGGAUAUCUACGCUCGAAGAAAUUCGCGCGAACGUGCCUGAAGGACGAUUUCCUGUUCGAAUGGAUUGUGCUUGUGAAUUCCGAUUGUUUUUACAACGUUGAUAAGGGAAUCUUCUUUUCCAUAAGAAAACUGUCAUGGGAAAAUAUCGAUUUCAGCUUGUUGAAAAUUUUAUUUAGUUAGUCACCGCCAAUAGCAACAUCUGAAAAUUAUCGAGACGGAUAUUCGCAAGUACUCGCAAAAUAAAGUAUCCAUUUAUUUUGUAGCUGACAAGUAUCACAGCAUCCAGAUUUGUUAAUAACGGCUUCUUUUAUUUACUGAAGGACUCACUGAAGGAAACUUUACAUUCUCUCGAUAGUUUUAUAGAGAAUAUAUAUGGUGAAAUGAUGUAUUUAUAAAUGAUUGAUUAUAUUUAAGAUAUAUUAGUACUUGCAAUUUUCUCGGUCGAGAAAUUUCGACCUGGGACUUGUGUAAUAGUUCGGAUACAUUUCAUCUUGCUUGGAUGACACCGGACGGGAUCUAACAAGAUUUCAGGGUAGCUUAAUCAGAACGAUAUCGCAAACAUGUUGUGCGGCACAUUUAAGAAGAGAAGCAGGCAACCGGGAGACGAGUAUCGGUUGGUUAGAUCGAACACUAUGCCGAGAAUAGUAUCGGGACCGAGGGAUGUCAGCUUGGUGUCUGUGCGAAGAACAAAGUCCACGAGGACUGCCUGCACUCGACCCCUGCUGAUCAAGGACCUACUGCAUACGGGUCUUGACAAUGUGAGCUCGGCGACUCUCAGGCCCUUUAACUCGGACAUAAACACGCCGAGGAUCGACAGCUACAGGUUCUCCAUGGCGAAUCUCGAAGAUUCCCAGGAUGUCGACCUGGAUGCGAUCCUCGGUGAAUUGUGCGCCUUGGAGCGACGUUGCGACGGCGACAUCGCCGCCACUCCGGCGCCAGAUUCACAAAGAUCAGGACGACCCACCAGCGCAAGAAUCAAUCCAGGCGACAGUACUGAUAUCAAAAAUGAAGGAGGUAUGCGCACCGAUAGUCCCGAUAAUGAUAGUGCGUUCUCGGACACAGUGUCCAUGUUAUCCAGCGAAAGUUCGGCAAGUAGUAGCGGCUCCGGACACAAGCCACCUCAGACCGCCAUGCACACAGCUCCUCAGCAACAACCGCAUCAGCUUGUCGAUGCAGCGAGCAGAGCGAAGGCAGAGAAGAUCCGCCUGGCGCUGGAGAAGAUGCGCGAGGCGAGCGUACAGAAGCUCUUCAUCAAAGCGUUUACGUUGGACGGCAGCGGUAAAAGCCUCUUGGUCGACGAAGGGAUGAGCGUCGCGCACGUGUGUAGGUUGCUCGCGGACAAAAACCACGUGCCAAUGGAUCCGAAGUGGGCCGUGGUCGAGCACUUGCCUGAUCUCUUCAUGGAGAGGGUUUACGAGGAUCACGAAUUGUUGGUGGAGAAUCUUUUACUAUGGACCAGGGAUUCCAAAAACAAGUUGCUCUUCGUGGAGAGACCAGAUAAAACACAGCUAUUUCUCACGCCCGAGCGAUUUCUUCUUGGUCCCACAGAUCGUGGCGGCGGCGAGUACGACGACCACUCGAGAAAUAUCCUAUUGGAGGAGUUCUUCUCGAGCAGCAACGUCGGCGUGCCCGAGGUCGAGGGUCCGCUGUACUUGAAAUCGGACAGCAAGAAGGGCUGGAAGAGGUAUCACUUCAUUCUACGAGCCUCUGGUCUUUAUUACUGGCCGAAGGAAAAGGCGCGCACCGCUCGAGACCUUGUAUGUCUGGCGACCUUCGACGUUAAUCAGGUUUAUUAUGGCGUCGGCUGGCGGAAGAAAUACAAGGCGCCCACCGACUUUUGCUUCGCCGUGAAGCAUCCACGACUGCAACAACCCAAAUCCACCAAAUACAUCAAAUUUCUCUGCGCGGAGGAUAAUGCGUCUUUGGAGCGAUGGAUGGUUGGCAUUCGCGUUGCAAAAUACGGCAGGCAGUUGAUGGAGAAUUAUCGGGCGCUCGUAGAUGAGCUAGCGCAGGAAGAUUUGGACUUGCUGGCACAUGCCAGAUCGUGCUCGGUCAGUUCUAUUGCUACACCACCAAAUCAGACCCAGUAUAACACGACGAAUGACAACGCCAGACAGUUCGCGGAGAAUGUGAGGCACAAUAACGAAACGACAGUCGCCACGACGAGGCAAUACGAUGGCCAGAGACAGAGUUACAAUCCGGAACAACGGCAGAGUUACAACAAUGACGGCAGGCUGAGUAGAGCGAGCAGCUCCAGCUCCAGCGGAUGUUUAUCUGAUGGGGCACCGAGUAGUUGUGAGGUGGCUUUUGAAUGCGGUGAGUUUCCAACUGGCACGAUAAAACGGAAACCAUCUAUGAAUCCGAAGUUACCUCUCACAUCGAUUACGAGGCAAUUGAAGGAAGUCGGCGAAACCGUUCGAGACGAACCGGACUCUUGUCCGAGUCCAACGAGCUCGGGAUCUAGUACGCUAACUAGAAGGCACAGUCGUCGACGAAGUGGUACUGACUCCGACGGGUCCGGAACAUUGAAGAGACAUCAUAGAUCCGGAAACGCGACACCCGUCAGCCCGGUACCACCCGGCACGCCGGUGAGGGAGAGGGCGAGUCCUAUGGGAUACAGCAGAUCGGAGAGUCAAGAUUCGAAGACGCCGACGAGUCCGAUACAAGCGUGCAUGAUGGAUUCGAUUACUUCGCUGCCACCGCCACCAUCGCCGUCGAGAGUCGUCGAGGAAGUCGAAUCCGACAGCGAACCGCUUCCGCCGCCACCUCCCGAGAUGUUCCGAUCGAAUCUUUCGUUGGACUCUCUGCCACCGCCGCCGGCACCCGGCGAACUUCCGGUUUGCAACACGCCGGAGCUCACGGGCUCCUCGUUGAGUCUGGCGUCUCUGCCACCACCGCCCAGCCCGCUCGUCGGUGAAACCGGAACGAUACGUCGCGCUAGACCCAAGCAGUCCACCCCUACGAACUCUGUGACUCCCGAGAGCACGCCCACGCAUAAUCCCAAUCCUAGGUCACAAGCCAAUCAAAUAUAUACAAAUAAUAUCGCGCUGAACAGUAACUCGGUCCAAAAUUACAAUUCGAACGCGUCCCCGAACGCUCAUAACGUGAACAACACCGCCAAUUCAGUACCCUCCCCGCACAGUUCCUAUCCAGGAUCGACGGCAAGCACGCCGACCUACGCCCCGAACUCGCCUAAUUUCACAUCGCCACCACCCUUCGUGCCGCCACCGGCUUAUGGCACUCAGCCGCCAAUUACCAAUUCCCAGAGUCUCGGCCGGCAAAAUUCUAAGGUCGAAUCGAUAUAUCAGUCCGGUCAUCAUAACACGAUCCAGCCGAUCAGGCCGAAUCCCAACAUGGACACCGUCCGACGUAGCGCUAUGAAGCAAGGAACUGGCCAUUACGCAGCGCCGCCUUAUCUGGCCGAGUUAAAGGCCGCCUCCAGUCCGCAGCCGCAACGACGAGUGACCAUCCAGGAACCGCCGACGUCGCCCAAGUCAAAAACCGGAACUGGCAAGAAGAUCUCAUUCAAUCUGCCGCCCCAGCAGGAACCCGGCAGUCCCGCGUUGCCGCAAAGAAAGCCGACGCCGCCUAGAAGAUCCGACAGCACUAGGCUCACAUCACCGAAGAAGUUGGCGGCGUCUGACCAGGCGCCGCCGGGCGAUUUUCUCAAGGACCUUCAGAGGGUAAUGAGGAAGAAGUGGCAAGUUGCGCAGAAGUGCAAGCUAGAUUCGACGACGACGCCGCACGAGGUGCUCGGCUUCCGGGAUCCACCGCCCGCCGUGGCCGACUACAGAGAGACCAACGUGUCCAACUGGGUACAGGAACACUACGGCGCGGACAAUCUGUACGAGAAUGUAUACGCGACGGAUCCCCACGGACCGGUCGAGUACGCGUCCAGCCCGGCUCGGCAGACGACGGUACGGUUCGCCGAUGAGAAUCGUAGCAUGAACAUUGUCAAUGCGAUCGCUGGCAAGAGGCGGCCGCCACCACCGCCGCCCAAGAGGGCCGAAACCACGCAUCUCACGACAACCAGGGCGAUGCACUGACAAUAGCAGAUAAUUCAGCCCCAUCCCGAGAGGCGAUGGUAUUGCUGUCUCUGCGGUUGGUGGAAGGAAUGAAAAUGGUGGCGGGGGACGGCUCCGUCGACGCAAUGCUUCGUCGCUGUUUCGGGAUGUUGGGUACAUCGAGUCCAGCUUGCUAGAAAGAUUUGUCAAUGGAAGAUGAAACUUCGAAAGAUAUGUUUCUCCAGUAAAAAAUAGGUUGUAUGGUUUCGUUGCCGAGCUCUGUAUUAAAUCUUAAGAGUCGAAUAAGAAAUUAAGAAAGAAGAAAUCGUUUGGAUAACGAAAGUUAAAAAGAAAAUAUUCGAUUCUGAACGGCUCUGUAAUAAAGAAUAGAAUUGACAGAAUCUAUAAUAUCUCUAUGGAUAUCUAUAUGGACAAAGAAUCGUUCAAAUUAAGCAGCAACGAGAUUACGAAAAGUUUGAAAUUAUCACGACAAAUCGUAAGUGCAAGAGGAUGAAUGUCGACGAGCCGUCCUUACCAAAAGUUCUCCUUGACCCGCGUAAAGUAACUGCCGUUUAGAGCUGAACCGAAAGAUGAAUGACGUAAACGCUCUUUUGAACCGAGCAACGAACUGAAUUGAAUUCGAGCCCGCGACAGAGAUUCGAUGGCGUUAUGGCCGAUCAAAACAUAAGGAACACUGCCGCACAUACGAAGGAUGUGAUAUAAAUCUUAAGCACUAUGCCCACGAUCUAAGGAUCGCGUGAAGAAGAGGAGGAGGAGAAGCAACGUGACAAAACGCACGAUUUUUUAGGCAAGACGUAGGGAUUAAUUGACGAUUUUAUGCAGAAUGAAGAGUUCUGUUUGUACGCAAAUUUUAUAACCGCUAACUGCCUCGUCUGCGAUUUUCUCAAAUAUACUUGGAUGUGAUAAAUAAUAUAAAAUAACAAAUAUAAAUAUA